This is a messenger RNA of Colletotrichum phormii, 2586 nucleotides long. RefSeq names its product O-methyltransferase. The transcript has 2 exons. Gene Ontology annotation, molecular function: O-methyltransferase activity; FAD binding. The record is from RefSeq and is a predicted model, not a curated record. NCBI's taxonomy places the organism in Eukaryota, Fungi, Ascomycota, Sordariomycetes, Glomerellales, Glomerellaceae. The coding region runs from base 1 to 2586 and encodes 861 amino acids.
AUGGACUUUUAUCAGAAACUGAGAUCUUCCUUGGACUCGAUUGCAUCUCACGGAACCGAACUUCUUCGACAAUCAGAGAAUGGGUCAAUUGGGGCCAGUCCUUUCGAGGAUAAGUCGAAGGCUGUUCAUAAUCCACGCAAGAAGCUGAUGGAGUCGGCAAUGAAGCUUCUCCAGCUGGCGACCAUGCCCGAAGAGUACCUUGACCACCUGGCCAAUGGCUACCAAGAAUUGACUUGCGUCCGAUGGCUCGUGGAUCUCGACGUUCUGCAACACCUCCCCCGAGACGGCUCGAUUGCAUACCCAGUAUUGGCAGCCAAAGCAGGCGUUCCUGAAAAGCACCUCAAAGGUGUUGCUCGGAUGGCUGUGCUCAACGGCUUCUUGGAGGAACCCACAUCCGGUCACGUUGCACACAGCCGGUCGUCGGCUUUGCUUGUUCGUGACGAGAACUUCAUGAGCUGGGCCCGCUGGAUGAUGAACUAUUCCAUGCCAGUGGCAUACAAGUUUCCUGAAGCAACUCGCCGCUGGGGUGACACAGACGCCAAGAAUCAAACAGCUUUCAACGUUGCCGAGAAUACCACAGAUCCAUUUUUCGACCACAUCCGAAAAAAUCCAGACCUCACAUCUGUUUUCUCGAGCUAUAUGCGCAAUGUGACAGCCUCCCGGCCUUGGAGUCUAGCGCAUGCUCUAGAGUGUUUCGACUGGGCUUCGCUUCCAAAAGGCGCAAAGGUCGUCGAUGUGGGCGGCUCUCACGGCCAGCUCGCUGUCCACGUUGCCUCGAAGUUUCCACACUUGAAGUAUAUUGUGCAAGAUCUACCAGAGACGGUCGCGACUGCUCAACGGGCAUUUGAUGCCGACACUAGCAUCGACCCAGCAGUCAAAUCGCAUAUCCAGUUCAUGUCGUCGGACUUUUUCAAGCCUCAGACAGUCUUGGAUGCCCACGUCUACUUCCUUCGCAUGAUCAUCCACGACUGGCCUGACAGAGAUGCUCGCAUCAUCUUGCAAAACCUUCGAACAGCACUCGAAGGAAACCCUAAAGCUCGCAUCGUCAUCAUGGACACGAUUCUGCCACCCCCGGGGUCGACGACUCUGCAGCAUGAGCAGCAGCUGAGAGUUAGAGACCUCAUGAUGAUGCAGGUUUUCAACGCCAGAGAGCGAGAGUUAGAAAACUGGAAAGCACUGCUCCAUGACGUGGGGAUGGAGAUUGAGCAUUCGCGUCAACCAGACGACAGCGUCAUGGGGCUUUUGACCGUCCAACUUCAGUCUUCCGCACCCGGCAGCCCCAACGAUUUCAUCCAGAUUAAGAAACCCAUCAUGCCAGCCACGGAAAAGCAGCCAGUCCUCAUCAUGGGCGCCGGUAUCAGCGGUCUGUGCUUGGCCCAGGCCUUGAAAAAGCACAACAUUCCCUUCCGGGUAUUUGAACGAGAUCCCGCUGUUGAUUCGCGGCCUCAGGGAUACCGCCUGAAGCUUCGCAGAGACGCUGCCGUCGCACUGGCCGAGAGUUUGCCCGAGGAAGUCUAUCAAACUUUUCAGACAUCAUGCGCCACCCUCGCCAUCGGGGAAACCGACUUUAAUCCAUUCACAGGUCUUGUGGUCAACAGUCGUUCGGGCGGAGGGCUGAGCGGAAAGCUUGGCCUUCACCCUAGCUACUGCGUUGACAGGGCUGCUUUCCGCACCGCAAUGAUGACAGGCAUUGAGGACCGUAUCCAGUUCAGCAAGGAGCUGGCAUCUUACAAGACAGAUUUGGAUCAUGGCAUUGUUACUGUCUCUUUCAAAGACGGUGACUCAGUGGAGGGCCGCUUCCUGGUUGGUGCAGAUGGCUUGCACUCGGUUGUCCGUCGUAAUCUUGUCCCCAGCCACAAGAUCCGAGACACCGGAGCCGCCUGUAUCUACGGGAAAACUCCAAUGACACCUGAGGUACUCGAGAAAUUCCCCGAAAAGGGCAUGAGAUGGAUGACCAUCGUAUCUGACCAGACACCCAUGCUGCAAUCCUGCAUCAUUGGAGAUGCGCCGGUUACUUUACUCUUGGAGCCAAUCCGUUUCAGCGAAGUAAACCGGUCUCAGCACCAGCUUCCUGCCGACUACAUUUACUGGGCUCUCAUUGGACCUGAAGCCCGUUUCCGUCUAGAUGGAGAGACUUCGACAUCCAAGGUCAGCAGCUCGACCUCCGCGCAGGCAGCGACCGAGGCAGCUCAUCUGAGUUUGUCCAUCACGCAAGAGUGGCAUCCCUCCAUUCGAUCAGUGUUUGAGCAACAGGAUACGAGGCAAGCGACUCUGAUUCGCGUCGUGUCCUCUGUGCCUAACGUUCCUUCAUGGUCACCGUCUGCUAUGGCGACCCUACUCGGGGAUGCCAUUCAUCCAAUGAGUCCCUGUGGUGGAGUAGGAGCGCAGACGGCAAUCUGCGACGCUUCCAGUCUUGCGAAGACAAUUGCCGCGGCCCAGGGAUCCCCUACUGCCGAAGACAUUGGGGCAUUUGAAGAGGGCAUGAGGAAACGUGCCCACCGAAGUAUUCUGCAGAGUGAAGUGGGUUCAAAAAAGAUGUUUGGGCUUCGGUCAUUGGAAGAAUGUGAGCCAUGGACAGGUUUCUAA